This is a messenger RNA of Cryptomeria japonica (Japanese cedar), 897 nucleotides long. RefSeq names its product probable inositol oxygenase. The record is from RefSeq and is a predicted model, not a curated record. Lineage: Eukaryota; Viridiplantae; Streptophyta; Pinopsida; Cupressales; Cupressaceae. Bases 13 to 897 code for a protein of 294 amino acids. Gene Ontology annotation, biological process: inositol catabolic process. Gene Ontology annotation, cellular component: cytoplasm. Gene Ontology annotation, molecular function: inositol oxygenase activity; iron ion binding. The transcript has 10 exons.
AGUUCAGACAAGAUGGAGAUGCCAAUACUACCUGUGCAUAGCCACCAUUGCGAUGAAGGAGGACAAGAGCUUGGCUUUGUGGUUCCUGAAUCGAAUGCAUUUGGCAAAGAUUUCAGGUCUUAUUAUACAGAAGGUGAACGGAAGUCAGUUGUUGAAGAGACUUACCAUAAAAAUCAUGCCUAUCAGACAUUUGAAUUGGUGCAGAGAAUGAGAGAAAAGCAUCUGUGCUUCAAUAAAGGAGAGAUGGGUAUCUGGGAAUGCGCAGAGUUAUUGAAUGACAUCGUGGAUGAGAGUGACCCCGAUCUGGAUAUGCCUCAGAUCGAGCACCUCCUGCAAACUGCAGAAGCCAUUAGAAAAGAUUAUCCUGACCAAGACUGGUUUCAUCUCACUGCCUUUAUUCAUGACUUGGGCAAGGUUUUGCUUCAUCCCAAAUUUGGCCAGUCACCUCAAUGGGCUGUGGUCGGCGAUACAUUUCCAGUCGGAUGUCCAUUCGAUAAAUCUAUUGUACAUCACCAGAUGUUCCUCAACAAUCCGGACACUUGGGAUCCCAAAUACAAUACUGGCACAGGAAUCUAUCAAGAGGGAUGUGGAUUUGAAAAGCUUUUUAUGUCAUGGGGACAUGACGACUACAUGUAUCAGGUGAUGAAAGAAAACAAAUCGACACUACCUCCACAGGCAUAUUUCGUAAUACAUUACCAUUCAUUCUAUGUGAUGCAUCAAGAAGGUGCCUACAUGCACUUCAUGAAUGAUUUGGACCGCCAAAUGCUUCCAUGGUUGCAGGAGUUCAACAAAUAUGAUCUUUACAGCAAAAGUACAGUUUGUACUGAUGUGGAGAAAUUAAAACCGUAUUAUCAAUCUCUCAUUCACAAGUACUUUCCAGAGAAGUUGAGGUGGUAA